Messenger RNA from Penicillium concentricum, 1065 nucleotides. RefSeq lists its product as uncharacterized. The record is from RefSeq and is a predicted model, not a curated record. NCBI's taxonomy places the organism in Eukaryota, Fungi, Ascomycota, Eurotiomycetes, Eurotiales, Aspergillaceae. Bases 1 to 1065 code for a protein of 354 amino acids. The transcript has 5 exons.
AUGGCUUCCAACGAUAGGAAAUACCGGUUGACAUAUGAGCCACUCAAUCGGAGUAUACUACAGGAGUGGCAGCCAUCCGGGUGCUUUGACAAGUCUUUUGGCAGUUACUACAUCGUGAGAUCAAAUUACAAUGCACAGGAGGAUUGGUACUGCAAGCAUAGGUAUUACAGUUAUCCGGGUGCUGAAUCGUACCAUUACGUCAAUUUGACUGGUUGGUAUUACUCAUUGAACCCAGAUGGCAGUGAAGAGAAGCUUCAUGUGAAACAGAAGAUAGCCGAGUACCACCCGCCCAACAGCCUUGUUUGGGAAGAUCGGUCAGAUAAGAUUCCUUGGGACAAAUUGCCAGCGAAACCUGAUCGCUGCAUUGAAAAUAUUAGCCGUCCUGCUCCUUGGUUUUGGACGGAACUUGAGCAACGAGAGCGGAAGCGAGGUAUGGCUUGGUCUCUCCUAGUAUGUGGUAUAGCUGACACCAGACAGUCACAGCUGAAAGAACCGAGCGACAAUACGAAGGAUGUGACGUUCAGAUCUGCGAGCGAGACCUCGGUGAAAUCAGAGGGCGACACAUCUGGAGGUGGUUCCUCCACCGACCAGACGCCUCAGGAAGAGCUACCCGAAAACAAAGUGCCCACAACGAAGAGAAACUCGACUACGACAAAGUUCACCAGCGUUAAGUCAAAACCCCAUCCCAGGAAGACCGAAAGGUCAGAGAAAGAGCCCGAAGAGGGCAAGAAGCAGAAGAGACAGAAGAAGGCCGAAAGCAACCAGGCCGAGGAGCAGGAUAGUCCUCGACUGAACAAGCUGAAAGCCGAAAAGCGAAAGUUCGAGGAGCAGGAGUCUCAAGAGAACCACGAAGGAAUGGAGCCUGGAAACAAGAAGCGUAAGAAGGAGAGGAUACCCGAGGCGAAGCGUAAAGAAGUAGGCCGGUGUGAUUCCGCGGACCUACCAAAUCGCAAGCGGAAGGUCAACGAUGAAGACGAAGUGGCCACGACUCCAAUUGCGGUCAAAAAGAAGAGACGCCACGGGAUUCAGGAGAGUGGUGUGGCCAUAGGGGUCGGAAUAUGCUAG